AUGUCUCUCAGACUCUCGUCUUCUUCCGGAAAGUUGAACGGAACCAACGGAGCAAGUGUGCUCUCCCCAACAGAGUCGCCUGGGGCGCUCUUCCGCACCAAAGGACGUUUGUCGUCCUUUGCCUCUUCUCGUGCCACGAGCGGGAACUUUGGCUCAGUCAAAUCCCCCAAGAAGCUUCUCGGCAGUACUGGCAAUUACCAAAACUUGUUUGUCCAAGAGUCUGCGGCAGCUUUGACUGACCGUAGCAAGAAGGCGCUGGGCGUUGCGCAUGAGAACAUCCGCGAUGUUACUUAUGUCUCUUUUCUUGAGUGGAUCAGAUCCGAGCGACUGACCACACUCCCUCACAAGGGUAGCCGAUGGGACAGAGUCCUGAUUCGCGCCCUUUAUUUUGCAGAGCAACUUCACAAGUUUGAGCAGGCUAUACAGCCGUUUGCUCACAACAGUGCCUCUGCUGCCAUUGUCGGUUAUGGCCAUGCACAACUGCUUCUUGAGCUCAGCCACCACAACUCUGAAGCUCUGGACAAGGCAUUCUCAAUCUUCUACAAGUUUGCCAUGUCCUUCCACUCGGUCUUGCACCGUUCCGAGUUGUUGGCUGCGAGCCCUGAGAUUCGCGAGCAGAUCUGCCUGCUCUACGCAGAUCUCAUCAGCCUGGUAGUCGACGUUGGCAUUCAGUUUUACUACGCCGCCAAGGGUAUGUCAUCCAACUCUACCAGCCUAGACAUUUUUGAGCAGUUUGGCGAUACAAUCGAAUCAUUCCGCACUCGUCAAAACACUGUGAUUGAACUCAUCUGGCAAUCCCAAAUCGAAAACGAGGUUUUCGAAGAAGGAGAGUCCAUUGAUGUUCAGCAUCUGAGCCGAUGGCUGGCUUCUCAGGAUCGAGUGAUUGCAGCAAUCACCAGAGAUCAUGAGACAUAUGUAGACAACCAAGCAGAGUUUACUUGCCUGUGGUUCAACAAGCACUUGACGAGGUUUUUCCACAGCCAAAACCGCAUCUUCUUGGUUACCGGCCAAUCGGGUGCUGGUAAAACCACCCUUGCUGGAUCCAUCGUUGAGCGUCUGCAGCGGCCUAUGAACCGCCAGCAGUACGAUACAUUGUUCUGCUCCCUCUCUCCGGACAUUCCAACUGCUGCGACCUCGCUUGCAGUAGUGAAGUCUCUGCUCUUCCAAUUGCUCAAUCUGCGCAUUGGCAACAUGAACAUGUACUGGGCGCUUUUCCGGGCCUAUAACCAGUGCCGAAACUGUGAAGAUGUUAAGACUUACGAAGAGCACCUUUGGCAAGCAUUGACAGAGGCUCUUCAGCACCCUGCUGCUGGCUCCAAUGAGCUUGUGAUUGUAGUCGACGGUCUGGAUGAGAUCGCUGACUCCAAGAGCGCCUCCGUCCAAGCAAUGGGCGGUUUCAGCUCGACUGGUCUUCUGGAGAAGCUGGCCAAGGUUACCAAGCAGGGCCGCGGCGUAAGACUCAUCACGAUGUCUUCCUCUGUGAAACUCUCAUCUCCAUCCAUGGGCAUUCAACAUGAAAUCACACGCGACGAUGUUCGGGAUGACUUGCACGCUGUUGCCCUACGGUCGUUGAUUCACAACCAUCAGUUCCAUGGCCAGCGUGCUCUCGAGCAAGAACAACUAUUGGAUCGGGUUAUCCAAAUAGCCAACGGGUCAUUCUUGCAGCUCUCGUUGAUCUGUGAGCUACUCAACGGCCAGAAGUCCCCUGAUGCUAUGAGUAAAGUAAUCAGCGGUUUGGAGACUUCCAAGCCUACAGUCUCUGACCUGAUUGUGACUCUCUUCAAACAGCUGAACCCCAGCAACGAUGCAAAGACCAUGCUGUCAUGGGUUCUGGCUGCUGAGCGGCCCCUCACCAUCGAUGAGAUUCGCACUCUGUUCUCUGUUGAUGUCCAGCGCGGAACUAUCUCUGACAAGGGAGUCAACGUAAACGAGAUGUUCAGAUCUCUGGAGCCGCUGUUCACUCUGCACCAGCGUAUUGUGCGAUUCAGGCACCCUGUGAUUCACUCUGCUCUUCAUGAUCUGGCCGAAACUGGCAAGGUUUCUAUUCCAUUAGAGCAUAGCGAGACGGAUUUGCUUCUUAGAGUCCUGGCUUAUACCAAGUCUGUCCUUAAGGACAGCAGGAGCGAGCCGACUUUCGACAUUUCCGAUCCAUCUACACCAGACAACCUGUUCAAGCAAUACCGCUUCCUUGAGUACGCAGUCAGGUAUUGGGUCUUGCAUUUGCAACAGUCCCCUCUGGCCCCCAAAUCGACUGGGGAGUUCAAGCCGACUGCUGAACUCAAGAAGGUCUUUCCGGAAACGACGAUGCUCGCCAUUCUGGAAUCGAACUGCUGGAAUUUGCAACUCCCGAUUCCUCAGGUACUUGAGCUCCAAAGGACUGUUGGUAACGUGCGUGAAACGCUCUUCACAAAGAACCAUCCCGCCGUUCUCCAAACUUACCUAGCGAUUGCAACAAGCUACAUGAUGGUUCACAACAUCACUCAGAUUGCGAAGUACUUGUACAUCUGCACCAUUAUCAGCAAAGAGACUUUGUCGCCCAUUCAUCCAUUGACUGUCGAAUGUGCCACUCAAUUUUUGAGUAUCACAGAGACGCAAACCUCCUCGACAAGGACCGAGAUCAUGACGAACCGCGAGCAGAUUUUGAAGGUUCUCAUCACAUCUUAUGAGACUCAAUAUGGUAGCUCUUCUGAGCUUGUCAUCAAGACUCAACAACGUCUUCAAAAGCUGUAUGACUCAAUUAACGAGAAGGAAAACUCGCUGAAGAUUUAUCGAUUGAUUCAGCUCCAUGGUUCUGGACCAAAUCAGUCCACUGAUGAUCACUGGGAGAAUGGAGGCGUUCGAAUCAAGCAUAUCCGGCGUCAUGAUGAUGUUGAUCUUCAUGGCUCCAUCCUCGGCAGUGACGAGAUCGAGGAGGAGACUGCUAUGGUCAUGACUAUCUCUUCAAUCGAGUCAAUGCUCAGCGUAAUCCAGCAGCACCUUCACCGCAAGGAGUUUCAACAGGCGGAGAGAAUGUACGUCGAGCUAUGGAUGGAAGUUUCCUCCAAGUGUCGCACUGUCAUGGGCAUUGAGUGGCACGAAAAGAACAUUGACAUUGCCACCUCUUACUCCCAGUUUUUGAAGAACCAAAAACGAAGCAGCGAGUCUACGGCAGUACUUUCAUCAGUCUGGCAGCAAUAUGAAGCUCAUCAGCUCUCUUUCUCGGAGAACAUUGUCUCACGACUCACGCAUGUGGCCAAGGAGAUGAGAAGUAUGAACGCACAUGCUCAAGCACUCUCGAUUUUCAAGUUUGCAAGCUCCUACUACCAGAGUGUGAACCGCCAGGAGUCUCAAGCCUCCCUUGAGGUCCGCCAGCAGCUUUCUCAGACCUCUAGCGAACUCGUCCAGCAUAGCCUAUCAAACUCUAGUUCUGUGACUGAAACUACGACGACAAUUUCUGAAUCCGUGUUCCAGGACGUGUUCUUUACCACCAUCUCGAGCUCGAAGACGCUUGAUUCUAGCACAAUUGCUCUUUCCAAGAAGCUCACAGUUCAGUAUAUGGCAAAGAACGAUUACACCGCAGCUAUCAACGUCAUUCACGCUACUUUGAAGCGUACCUGGUCUUCCUUCUUGGCAAGCUCCAUUCAUGACGUUACCAUGGCUACAUCGUUCCUCCAGGAAUCGGUUGAAUUGGUCGAGCGUCUUGCAGAGUGCUAUCUGCAGAGGCGACAGCUGGACAAGGUUGAUGACGUCUACAACCGCUUUUUCCGCGCUGUCCUCGUCACUGAAAAGAUUGACCAAGCCAUCUUUGACAAGGCGAAGAACCUCCUGAUCAACUUCUACGACAAGCACGGCUAUGUGGACAAGGCUAUCAGCAUUUACCAAGAGAUCCUGGUUGUAUACCGUGCACGACUUGGUCAAACGCACGAGAAAACCAUUGAGACUCUCUACAUUCUAGCUCAGAGAUGUCGCGCUCACCCCAGGAACCAUGGAUACUGGCUUGACUACUACCUGCAGAUCCUGGUUGCGCUGAACAAGGAGUCUGACAUCUGCCACAAGAAUGCAUUGGAUGCUUUGCAGGUGGUCACCGUGACGUACUGGGAAGAUCGUCGCUAUGCGGAAGCUGUGACCUUCUACAAAGUGCUCUGGAACACUUUUGUUCGACAGCACAAGGAGCACAAGGUCUUCACAGAGACCAAGUAUGUUGAGACGCUGUACGAGCGAUAUUACCAGUGUCUUGAGGAGACAAAGGCCACUUGGUCUGAUCUGUACAAGGUCACCAAGGAGUACCGCGAGACUUCUACUGCGGUCUUUGGCGCUGAAUCUACAAUCGCCGUCAAUGCAACCCUCUCGCUCGCUCAAGUUGCCCAGAGCAGCGAACAGCACAUGUCUGAGGCGAUUUCUCUCUACGAGGCAGUUUCGCAGUCUGGCAAGCAAGUCACCACCAAGACUACUGUUACGGAGAUCAACAACACACUGUCGUCGCUCUACCUGAAGCAGAUGCACUCGACGUCAUCCACCAACCUUAAGGCUGAGACUGUCUCACGCGCCUUGACGAUGAGCGAAUCGCACUUCCAGGAGGCUACCCAGAAAUACGGUUACAGCCACGAGUCUUCGCUUACCAGCUUGAAGGAGCUUGCAACUCUCUACUCGCGUCAGCAAAAGACGGAUGUUGCAGUCAAGCAGAUUUCAAAGGCUGUCUCUGAGAUCGUCACCAAGGAGACCUCCUCGCAGAAGCAAAUGGAGUCUGCUGCUUCCAUCGCUUCUACCAUGCAGGCCAUUGGCCAGAGCAGCACCGCGUAUGCUAUGGUUCAAGAAAUGCAUCGCCAGAUCUGUGCCAAAGACUCCAGGAAUGCAGCCAAGUGGUCGUUUGAUCUGACCAAGACUAGUCGCACUUCUCUUGCUUUCCUUGCAUCGCUGCAAUACCAUCUCAGGAAGGAUCUCAGCAUCACGUUCUCGGAGAUCUACGCUGAUCUUACCAUGGAGUACAUUUACUGGGUUCAGUUCCACCAGACGCUCCAGAACAACGAGAGUCUGACAAACAUUCUUCUUGCUGCUGCCCCACUCCGAUACUAUCUCCGCCGCAACGACAACAAGGACAUGAUCUCAGUCGUCGAAGACCAGGCUGUUGACCUCUUUGUCAAGCGUGAUGCUCAGGACUUGAAGGACUUCAGCAAGGAGUCCCCUCGCAUCUUCAUCAUUGGUAUUCUUGACUACCUUGGUAGCGGCCGCAACAAGGACUUCAUUCGCUCCGUCAUUCUCUCUAGCAACCGAAGCGUCAGCCAGCUUACCAAGGAGAGAAAGUUCCGCGAGGCAUACGACAUUGCCACUCUCGGCUUCCUCUUUGCCAACAAGCACGAUGGUUACAACGGUCCACGGGCUAUUGGCAUGGGCUUCAAGCUUGCUUCUCUCCUUGUCGGCCGUGACGGCAACGAGAAGUGUCCCGACGCUGCUCUGCGCAAGAAGAUGCUCGCCCUGUCCAACCGCAUCGUCAAGCAAAUCCUGGAAAUCUGCAAGAAUCUCAAGAUCAACUUUGCUCAUAUUCAGCUGUACGAACUGAGCCAGCUAUCUGCACUCCUCGGCGAACAAGAAGACUACGAGACCCUCGAAUGGCUCCUCACCACCCUCUGGCAGACCCGCGACGCCCAACGCUCCUGGCCCGCCGAAGUCCUGCUCAACCUUGGUCGCCGCCUCAUCUGCGCCCGCUACCUGGGCGGCCACCCCGUCAAAGCCAUCCGUCUCGCCGAAGACAUUGCAUACAACAUGCGCCGUGCCCACGGUCCCCGCGCCCCCGUCACAAUCGAAACCUACGAGCUCCUCGCCCAACUCUACACCUCCACCGGCCAGCACUACCAAGCCCAAGCCGCUAAAGGCGAAAAGACGGCAAGCAUGGCACAGGACUGCUUCAAGAAAGCCAUCCUCGUCCACGAAGACCUUCUCCGUAUCCUCGUCAACACCUCCUCCAACGCCUCCGCCGCCCAAGACGACGAAGACGACGACGACGACGAAAUGGACACAACCGCCCAACUCCUCGCUCGCGAGGGCAUCAACGUCAAAACCGCACCCAACACACCCGGCCCCGAAGCCAUCGACUCAAGCACCAUGGACCACUCCGCCACAGCCCUCAAGCACCUGCACCUCCUCAAACUCGCCUACCAGCGCUACGGCGCCUGGCCAAAAUCCUACGCCGAGUACGAGCGCCUCAACGCCCUGCUCUUCCGCGUCUUCGGCACAGACCCCAAGUGGAAGGGCGCUGAGGGAACAGAGAAGUGGGAUGCGAAGCCGUUUGGCGCAGGCAAGGCUGAGUCCCAGGAGGGAGGCUUUAAAGGGGUUGAGGAUUGGACGUUUGGAAGCGAUGAGUUGGUUAUGGGACAGCAACGCCAGUUGCGCGUUGGUUCGCCUAUGAUGGGGAAUGGGGCUAUGGUUCGUGUGUAA
Bipolaris victoriae FI3 is the source of this 6411-nucleotide messenger RNA. RefSeq lists its product as hypothetical. Gene Ontology annotation, molecular function: protein binding. The transcript has 3 exons. Bases 1 to 6411 code for a protein of 2136 amino acids. NCBI's taxonomy places the organism in Eukaryota, Fungi, Ascomycota, Dothideomycetes, Pleosporales, Pleosporaceae. The record is from RefSeq and is a predicted model, not a curated record.